AUGCCUGAGCCGCGGCAGAGCCUCCUUCUCGACGACGUCCCAGUCCGUCAGCAACAGAAACAACAUGACCUCCCGCCCGUGCCGCCGCCAGCAGGCUACACGCGCCUCACCAACCGCGCCCUGAUCUCCAUCGCCGGCGCGGACAGCACGUCCUUCCUGCAGGGCAUGGUCACGCAGAACAUGCUCAUGGGCAAGGAGCCGGUUCGUGCGCCGCGGCGAACCGGGUGCUACAGUGCCUUCCUGAACGCGCAGGGCCGGGUCCUCCACGACGUGUUCAUCUAUCCUAUGCCGCCGGGCAGCAGCAGCAGCAGCAGCAGCAGCAGUGACGGCGCUGCGAGUGGCGAUGAUCCGGCCUGGCUGAUCGAAGUCGACAAGGCGGAGGUCACGAACCUGCUGAAGCACCUGAAGAAACACAAGCUGCGCGCGAAAUUCACCAUGCGCGCGCUCGACGACGGCGAGCGAUCGGUCUGGGCGUCGUGGAACGACGAAGCGGAGCCCCGAUGGGCGGCGUACAAUCUCGAGUCGGACCUCCCCUCUCCCUUCUCGCCGUCUUCGCCGAUCGCGGGCUGCGUCGACACUCGAGCUCCUACGUUGGGUUCGCGCUUCGUGACGCCAGGGACGGACGACUUGCGCACGCAUUUCCCGGACGAAUCCAAACUGCCGGGGAAGGAGGUUCCAUUGGCGACGUAUAAUUUACGGCGGAUCCUGCACGGCGUGGCAGAAGGCCAGGGGGAGAUCAUUCGCGAAUCAGCGCUGCCGAUGGAAUGCAACAUGGACAUGAUGCAGGGGAUCGAUUUCCGCAAGGGCUGCUAUGUCGGGCAGGAAUUGACGAUUCGCACCCACCAUACCGGUGUCGUGCGCAAGCGGAUUUUGCCGGUGCAGCUGUAUAACGGCGGCCAGGAUGCGGCGCGGUUUAUCGAGACGCCGGUGUAUGAUCCGACGACGGAGCUUCCUCUGCCGCCCAGCGGUGCGAAUAUCUCGCGAGUCAGUGCGCAAAAGGGCCGCAGUGCGGGGAAGUUUCUCGGGGGAGUUGGCAAUGUCGGGUUGGCGCUGUGCCGGCUGGAGAUGAUGACGGACAUCGUACUGACGGGGGAGGGGAGCCAGUACAGUCCGUUGCAGGAGUUCAAAGUGUCGUGGGACGACGGUGUGGAGGAAGGGACUCCCACUCCGCAUGCUGCGUCGGAGGGCGAGGUCAAGAUCAAGGCGUUGGUGCCGCCAUGGGUCAGGGAGUAUAUUCUGGCCGGAGGAGCGAGAAACUCCAACUCGAGCGAGGGUCUGCGGGCGCGCGACAUGGUGGAGCAGUUGGAGGAGGAGGCAGCAGACCGGGAGAGAAGUUGA
Rasamsonia emersonii CBS 393.64 is the source of this 1338-nucleotide messenger RNA. RefSeq names its product Aminomethyl transferase. The record is from RefSeq and is a predicted model, not a curated record. Gene Ontology annotation, molecular function: protein binding. Lineage: Eukaryota; Fungi; Ascomycota; Eurotiomycetes; Eurotiales; Trichocomaceae. The transcript has a single exon. Gene Ontology annotation, cellular component: mitochondrial matrix. Bases 1 to 1338 code for a protein of 445 amino acids.